AUGGACGUUGUCAAGCUGAUCCGUGCUGUCAGGUCCAAGAAACCGCUCUGGGACAGGAAGCACGCUUACUACCACGACAGGAUAGUCACCAUGGGCCUCUGGAACGACGUGGCCAUAUCCCUCGGAUCAGAUCGUGACAAGGCUUCUGGUCGUUACUUUAGCAGUGGUGGCACGGACCAUUCUUCUUCUAGACAAGCCACGUGUUGGUUUAAACAAAAUUCAAACAGUCUAUCGCGAUUGAAGGUGCAACUGCUAUCUGGCGGUAGCAUCGAGAAGUUCCUGACUAAACUACAAACAGCCCAUGUAAAUCCACUAUUCUAG
Molecule: messenger RNA, 321 nt
Organism: Nezara viridula (southern green stink bug)
Lineage: Eukaryota; Metazoa; Arthropoda; Insecta; Hemiptera; Pentatomidae
Source: the annotation of a GenBank genome assembly